Trichomonas vaginalis G3 is the source of this 825-nucleotide messenger RNA. RefSeq lists its product as uncharacterized. NCBI's taxonomy places the organism in Eukaryota, Parabasalia, Trichomonadida, Trichomonadidae. The record is from RefSeq and is a predicted model, not a curated record. Bases 1 to 825 code for a protein of 274 amino acids. The transcript has a single exon.
AUGCCAAAGAAACGGGAAAAAGUUUCAAAACCAAAAAAGGAAAUUGUUGACCAAAAUGAAGCGAAAGUAAAUAGAAUCGGCAUAACAUUUGCUAUUUCGGCUCUUGUUAUUUUUAUUGGAGUUAUUAUUUCAAAUUUCGAUUUCAGAUCUCUUUUCAAGACAGAGGAGAUAUUAGAUUCGUCAGUAGUAGCAGACCAAGUAUUCCAGAAAGCAAUAAAAGCACUCCAAAAUCCUAAAAAUAGUGUAAAUUUGGUGACUUCAAUUAUUGACGUCGGAAAAAUGAUCAAUCAAACUAUAUAUCACGAAAAAGUUUUGAGUUUACUUAAAUCGACACAAUUUGUGGAAAAAGCAUGGUCAGCUAUCAAUUUAAUUUCAAAUGAUUGCUAUUUAGCUGACAACAGUCUUAAAGCAUCUACGAUUCUCUACAUCCUGCAUGAUGCUGCUAUUAUAGGAGCGAAUAUUGAUGUAGAACCACAAGUAAUUUCAAAAGUUCUCCAAAAUUGCGAGAAAUUGGAAGAUCCACCAAACGUUCUUCUUAAAACAAUAGACAUUAUAGCUAAAAAUAAGAAAGUUCCAUCAUCAAUUAUUCCUAGUUUGAUGAAAUAUUCGGACUCACUUGGUUUUGGUCCAUGGACUAAAACUAUUGCUAGUAUUAUGUCUAAUAUUGAUGUUGAUUCUUCAAAUGAAGCCUAUUUUACCUCAUUCCUUGAUUUUUCAUCGAAAUCAAGAGAAUCAUGGGGAAAAGAUUUUCAAAAGUAUUAUUGCAAGUUAGUUGGUCAUUCUAAGUAUACAAAAUCUGGUGAUAUAUGCACAGAUAAUCAAUGA